Calliphora vicina (urban bluebottle blowfly) is the source of this 1246-nucleotide messenger RNA. It is a transcript of the gene Pvf1, whose product is annotated as PDGF- and VEGF-related factor 1. The transcript is spliced from 6 exons. Gene Ontology annotation, molecular function: growth factor activity; growth factor receptor binding. The coding region runs from base 187 to 1161 and encodes 324 amino acids. NCBI's taxonomy places the organism in Eukaryota, Metazoa, Arthropoda, Insecta, Diptera, Calliphoridae. Gene Ontology annotation, biological process: positive regulation of protein autophosphorylation; positive regulation of cell population proliferation. The record is from RefSeq and is a predicted model, not a curated record. Gene Ontology annotation, cellular component: membrane.
AUUUUAUACAAAAUAUUUUACUUAUUUUUGUUUGGUUUUGUCUUUGUAAAUUAAAACAAAUAAUAGAAAGAAGAAAAAAAACUGUGAUAAAUAUAUAAUUAUACAACAACAAAAAUACUGAAAAAAAUAUCCAACCAAAAACAAUAAUAACAACAAUUAAGAAGGAGAAAAAAAUACAACAAAAUAAUGUCUCAAAUCAACACUUCGAAGAGAAGCAGCAGCAGUAGUGGAACAUCUUGGUUCUGCCAUACAAUAAAAAUGUUUUUCAUACUGGGCCUUUUCACAUGCAGCCUUCUGCAUUGUGUUCAUGCUGCCGUUGGGGAAAAUGAUGCACGUUUUGUAUACAAUAAAUCAAAAACGGAUGCAACCAGUGCCGAGAGUACAGAUACAAAUGUUAAACUACUUGAAGAAAACGGAACAGAUCCGAUUCCUAUGGAUUUUUAUAGACAACUAAAUAAUAUAACAGACAUAUCGGAAUUUAUUGAGAAAUUCAUUGAUCCUGAAAGUAUAGACCCACAAUUAGGUAUACAUGAGAAUUUAAAAAGAACCGUUGAAAGAGCUGCCGUUAUACGUGCUAAAGCCGCCAAUUGUAUACCCGAGAAUACAGUGGUCGAUUUGACGCCCAUCAAUCCCAAAAAUAAUUACUUUCCCCGUUGUACGCGUGUAAAACGUUGCGGUGGCUGCUGCAGCACCCAAUGGAUGUCGUGUCAACCAACAAAAUCUGAAAUAGUUAACUUUCAAGUCUAUCGCUAUUGCUAUGAGGAGGUAAAAGCCAAAUUUUGCGGUUUCGAGGUGAUUCCCGUGGAACAACAUUUAGAAUGUAAAUGUGAUUGUCGCAAAAAACCAGAGGACUGCAAUUCCUAUCAACGUUACCAGGAUUGUCGCUGUCAUUGCAUAAAUGAUGAGGCUCGGGAAAAGUGCCUAAAUCUGGAGCACAAAAUAUGGGAUGAUGAGAAUUGUCGCUGUGUGUGUAAACAGAAUGAGAACUGCACAACGGGUUCUUAUUACGAUGAGAAUCAAUGCAAAUGUCUACUGCUAAAUGCUAACAAUGAUGGUAAUAGUGGAGAUAUUGCGAUUCCUCCGAUUGUUAAUAGUCGUCGUCGAUUUUUUGUCAAACCCAUAGAAGUAGAUCCCGAUAAUAGCACAAUUUAUGAGGUAUAAUUCUUUUUUAAAUAUACAUAUAUUAGAAUUUAUUAAUUAUCAGUAUUUAAUGUUAAAAAAAAGAAAGAAAUCAAAUACAAAAAAU